GUGUGUAUAGACCUUACAGGUGCGGCGUGAGACGGGGCGUAUAGACCAGUCCUCGUAGACUGCACUGCGUCAUCUGCGUACUCUCAUCUGGGUCAACACAAAACACACGGCUAUGGUGUCAUGGGCCUUUCCAGCGGUGCUCGCGUUCACAGCGACGCUUUCCAUACUGUCUACCGGACAGGCCGACUGCGAUGCAAAGCCGAAGAAGCCAGUUAAACCCAAGGCUAUUCCGAACCUCCUACAGAAUUACAGGGAUGGGUGGAAACUCACGGCUGAACUAAACAACGCGGACGAGAAACUGACGACGUACAUGGUCGAGUACUACGACACGGAAACGAAGCAAGGCUUUCUGAGCUUCAAGCAGAACGGACUCGACGACUUGAACCUCUUCUACAUCUCCGACACCUCGGAACUAUUCGUUUACCAGAAAGGUUCUUGCAAGGUGAUGGAUGUGCAGAACCCACCCGAUCCCGUCAAAUCGCUCGUUCUUCGGUGGCGAAACUGGCGUCAGAAUUCUACGAUCCUGGGUCCUUCCGCACUCUUCGCGAGGGCUUGGCUAGCCCAGAGCAAAGAACUGUAUUACCAAGGUCCGGCUGAGCCAAUACGAGGGAUUAAAAGCAUGCAGUGGGCCGCCUGCUACCCUGAAGACGACGAGCCGACGCGGGUUUGGUUUGCAGAUGCCAUCUGGGAAAUGGGCUACGGUACGGAGAAGUCCUUGCCUCUCAGGAUUACCACUGGACCGCAUACUAUCGAUAUCAUGAUGAUGCAACCUUACGUGAACGACGACGAUGACGUUUUGAAAAUACCAACGGGAAUGGGAUGCAAACGCUUGGCUAAAGAUCUUCCGAUGCCACCUAAUUUCUCGAACCUGGACCUUGAGUUUCACGUCGAGAUGGCUUUCACCAAUCCCACGCUGCUUGGCCCGGACCACUAUAUAUCGCAUUUAGAAGUGAUACGAGAUGACAGGGACAGUAUCCUGAGUGUAAUCGGCGCAGACUGGACGGCGGCUAAGAAGAACACUGGAUCUUCCAUCGCGAAUUUGCAGUGGAUCUACGACUACGCCAAUGGUCACACCUACAGCUACGUCGACCGCAGCGGAACGUACGGAUGCAAGGUAGACGCGCAGGACAACGUCCGACCCGUGGUUAAACUUCCGGACAAAAAUGAGGUCAACAUGAUGGACACCAUACUGCCCACGUACGACGUACUCAAGAAAGCAAGCUACCUCGGCAUCCAAACCGUCCGUGGAAUGCCCGUGCACACCUACGAGUUGGUGACGGAUCCAAUGCCAGUGGGGGGUGCUCACCUUAUGUACGCUGUGCUGAUCUACAGCUUUCUUGCGGAGGACGCUAUCAUGGACACAUCGGUCAAUCAAAGGAAUCUGCCGAUCCGUGUCGCCAUGUAUGCCUACGUUAACAAGAUGACUCAGCCGUACUUCUACUUCUUCGCAAACAUCCACGACAUUACGACCGAGGUGAGAGACCUGAACAAGAAGUUGAACGUGAAGAACUGCUACAACGAAGAGGACUCGGACUACACCUGGGUGCAACUUGGCUUCCCCGUGUCAAAGAACAUGCUCUUCUUGACUAUGAACCGUGGCAACAUUGAGCGCAGAUUUCUGGCUGAACUGCAACGCGUCACAAGACUGUCACCUCUGCGGACUCCUGACGUCAUGAUUGACUUCACCGAAAACAUGGUCUACAUCACUGUGCUCAUUCUGGGACAUCCCUUAAUUUCAGCUGACUACAAGGAGAUCCAGAACAAGAAAAUCAUGGAACCGGAUUGGUCCGAAGGGGUAAUCACGCUGGACGACUGCCUCAAAACGUGUUCGUCAAACCAAUACAAAGAGUGCAGCGCGAUCUCUUACUGCGGAUCGUUCUGCGCCACAACGACGAAGAAGGACGUGGAAUCGGGUGGAGUGCUUGAGAACUCCGUUGAAUGUAAUACUUACGUGAAGACAGAGCGUUCCUUACGAAGGAACGUCGUGCUGACCAGGGAUGCAAUCAAGGACUUAGAAGGGGCCUUGUUGAACAGCGAAUUUAAGUUCAUCGUGCAGCACCUUGGAACAAGCGCAGUGGUGUCCACACUCGUCGCCGAAACCAUGGAGUACUCCACCGGGGAACUUCGUGAGGUGUUCGGGGAGAAGGAUUCCGCACUCAGGCAUCUACAUCAAAGGGGUCUUUACCGACCGGAGGGUUUCGUAGAGUAUGGCGUGGGCUCACGUCUUACGACGACCACGACGUACGGCAUGUACGUGGGCUCGUUCGAGACGCAGGACUGCGCCGACAUAUGCCGCGACCGCGAGGACUGCUUCGCCUUCUCGACCUGCCGGGUCAGCAAGCAGUGCAUCAUUACCACCGAGGCCCGAAAGCCAGCGGCCCAGGACACGGAGGUCCAGUCCGAUUGCAGCGUGUUCACCAAGAGCUUCGAGAGCAGCUUCGAGGAACUGCCCGGCAUCUGCUAUUCGUUCGCGGCCCGCAAGUACGCCAACGUGAGCCAGCCGGGUGAGUGCGCCGCCAUGUGCCUGAACGAGAAAGAGUUCUCCUGCAAGGCAUUCGACUUCUGCACGAGGCCACGCAAGGGCAAGCCUCAAUGCCGCCUGCAGGACAGGCACAUCCUCGAGGUCAGCGACCCGGCAGACCUCGACCGAAGCGACGCCGAGAAGUGCAGUCACUACACACGCAAGCACAUCAGUGACUACCGCAAGGAGCGCUUCAUUCGCCUACUGGGCACACCACGCACGACAAUCAAGAAGGUGUCCGAGGCUGAGUGUGCCCGCCAGUGUUGGGAGGCCACUUUCCGUUGCGAAAGGUUUGACCACUGCUCAGGAAAGCAGGAACUUGGCAAGGGCGACUGCCUGCUCUUCGACGGCGACAAGGGAACUGACGGCACCGUCAUGUCGCCCAUCUGCAACUCGUACACGUACACGGGAAACUACGAUCGUCCUGUAGCGCAAGCACCCUCAGCGCUACACAGCAAUGCAAAGGCAACGGGCCUUUCCUUCUUCAUGAUAUUCCUGGGCGUAGGCAUGGCGGUCUCAGCACUUUUCGCCUACGGCUUUUACAAGACCAGGCAGGCCAGCAGAAGAUGACGAUGACAAUUACGAAUAAUAAAAUAUUUAUAGAAAAGUCAACCAUUACAAA
Rhipicephalus microplus (southern cattle tick) is the source of this 3143-nucleotide messenger RNA. RefSeq lists its product as uncharacterized. The record is from RefSeq and is a predicted model, not a curated record. Lineage: Eukaryota; Metazoa; Arthropoda; Arachnida; Ixodida; Ixodidae.